AAAACUAGCUCCUACUUUUACCUUCUACUUCAUUGCUAUUUUGAAAAGCGUGUUAUGGCAUGUAUAGAGUUGAAUAUGUUUUUAUAAUCAAAUUUUUUCCAGUUAUUUCCACGAAAAGAUAAUAAAGACUGAAAUCAAGAUGAAUUUCGUUGGAAAACAGUGUUUGAGAAAUUUACAAAACAACGUUAGAAGUCACAAUCUGCCGAUCACAAGGCUCGGUAGAACUUUCACCUUUAAAAGCGCUUUAUCUCUUGAGAAUUUAUAUCCAGGAAGCAGACAGAAACUGCAUACUCCAAAUUUUGUACCGGAUCCUAAAGCAAAGUUCAGUGGUUACAUACCGUUGGAUAAAAUACAAAUAACAUAUAGUGCUAGCAGCGGUCCAGGAGGACAAAAUGUAAACUCUGUAAAUACCAAAGUAGAUUUAAGGUUUCAAGUGAACAAUGCUACCUGGCUGUCGGAGGAAAUCAGAACGAAAUUAUUGGAACAGAAUAAAAACAAAAUAAACAAAGAUGGUUACUUGAUAAUUAAGUCAGAUUUAACAAGAUCUCAACAUUUAAACUUGGCGGAUGCUCUUGAGAAAUUAAGGACAAUGGUAAGAGCUACUUUUGUAGCACCACCAGAACCAUCACCAGAAUCGGAAGAGAAGAAGAGAAAAAAAUUACUGAAAGCCGCUAGGGAAAGACUACACGAGAAGAGAAUUCAUUCACAAGUCAAACAAAGCAGACAAGCCUCUACAUUUGAUAUUUAAGUCAAUUAGUUCAAUUAUUUAAUUAUAUAAGUGCUGUAUAGUAUAUAUAAAUAUAAACUA
Messenger RNA from Linepithema humile (Argentine ant), 808 nucleotides. RefSeq names its product large ribosomal subunit protein mL62. Lineage: Eukaryota; Metazoa; Arthropoda; Insecta; Hymenoptera; Formicidae. Gene Ontology annotation, molecular function: translation release factor activity, codon nonspecific; peptidyl-tRNA hydrolase activity. Gene Ontology annotation, biological process: mitochondrial translational termination. The record is from RefSeq and is a predicted model, not a curated record. Gene Ontology annotation, cellular component: mitochondrial large ribosomal subunit.